AAAAAAGGGACGAUAUGAUGUGUAUAUCACAAUUUCUAUUAAGCAAAUAACAGUCUCAUUCACUGAACCACGUACCUAAAUUUUUAAAGUUUUAUUUGUCCUCGCAUAUAAAUUCUCGCAGACCCAAGAAUAAUCUCAUUCACAACACCACAUGCCGAACUUCCCGAAAUUUCAUUGGUCUGUCACAUGUAAAUUCUCAAAGUUCUGUCACUUUAGCAUAUAAUUUUAUUUCUAAAUCGACUUCUUUUAAGUCCCAAGUCUUCUACUACAAAAUUUCGUCAAUGGAAAGUGAAGGUGAAAAAAGAAAACCAAAUAACAACGACGUCGUUUCGACGUCCGCUACGAAGAAGCCGAAGGAGGAAACGGAAGAGUUAACGGAGGAAGUAGCGGAAGGGGAAGUGGAAGAAUUCUUCGCGAUUCUACGAAGAAUACAAGUUGCCGUUAAAUAUUUCAAUAGAGUUGACGGAGCUAGCUCUAGUGGACGGAAAAUGACGGAGGAGAUUGAUCAAAAACUCUCCGAUGAAAUCAUCGGAGAUAAUGAAGACAUGAAAGAGAAAGAAAAAGAAAAAAAUGUUGAAGAAAAUAGUAAAGGUUUUGAUCUUAAUAUAGAGCCAUAUAAUAAUCCUCAUGAUGAUCAUGAGAGUAAUUCAAGUUAGAUUAUAUAUAUUUUUUAGGUUUUAUCGUCGUGUAAUUAAUAUUGUAAUCAUUUUUAAUAAUAACAUGUUAUUUGAAAUUUACUAAUUCAAUUAUAUCUAUUCUGGAUUUUAACUUUG
Messenger RNA from Solanum lycopersicum (tomato), 773 nucleotides. NCBI's taxonomy places the organism in Eukaryota, Viridiplantae, Streptophyta, Magnoliopsida, Solanales, Solanaceae. The record is from RefSeq and is a predicted model, not a curated record.